Molecule: messenger RNA, 1410 nt
Organism: Zophobas morio
Lineage: Eukaryota; Metazoa; Arthropoda; Insecta; Coleoptera; Tenebrionidae
Product: vanin-like protein 1
Exons: 6
Coding region: 1-1410 (469 amino acids)
Source: RefSeq, a predicted model, not a curated record
AUGUACUUUUUGGCCGGCGUGCUAGUGAUUGUUUUACUACCUCACAGUAAAAGUGUCGUCGAGGCAUAUAAAGCUGCCGUUCUCGAGUACCACCCCAUCGUCGCAGACACCCCUAGAAACACAAUUUUGUGGAACUUGCACGAAUACAAAAACUACGCUUCCAAAGCCAAACAACAAAGUGCUGACAUUAUCGUCUUCCCGGAGUACGGUCUCACUGGUUUGGUCAACAACACGAAAAUGUAUGCAGUGGAAGUGUACGAGUUUUCUGACGUGAUAAUUUACCUCAAAGGUAUAGCUGCUGAACACCAGAUAUACAUGGUGGUUAAUUUACUGGAACGAGCACACAAGUUCUGCUGCGACAUCCCCGAGUACUAUAGUACGACUGUGGUUUUCGACAGAUCUGGUACUAUCGUGGCUCGUUACAGAAAAAUAAAUCUUUUUAAUGAAGCAGAACUCACACCAGGGCAGCGCAACCAAAACAAUUUUUUUGGUACUGACUUUAACGUCAGUUUUGCCAUUUUGGCUUCACAUGAUGUUCUUUUCAAAUAUCCGUCCAAGGGUGUACAAGACGUGGUUUGUCCCACUGCUUGGGCCUCUACCAUACCCUUCUACUUUUCGUUAAGCAUCCAGCGCGGUUACGCCCUUUCCAAUGACGUCACGAUGUUGGUGGCCGGUUUUAACCAGCCGUGGAAGAGUUUUAGUGGCACUGGAAUUUACCUACGCGAUGGAGGCGUAGCAGAGGCUUUCUACACGGACUCAGCCACAAAUCGCCUGAUUGUACGAGAAGUACCAAACAUUCAGACCAAUGCGUGCGUCACUGACCUAAAGCGCAUUUCACACUACGCUAUGUCGAGUGUUAACUACGUUCUACAGACAGACUUCCACCCGUCUAUUUACAGCGCUCGAGGUGUCAAUUUCGCUAACAAAAGUACCACCGAAAAAAUUUGCGAUGGGGAUUUUUGUUGCACUUUCCACAUCGCUACUGAAAGUACCACUUCGUCACUGCACAAACUGAUGGUGUACGACGGUCGCAUUGUUUACGACAGGCGGUCACUCCAUGUCCAGAUAUGCGGCUUGGUAUCGUGUGAGACCGACUCGGUUGACAGCUGCGGCAAGAGGUUGGACACAAGCACCGAGUUCACGAAAAUUAGCGUCCGGGGAAAUUUUUCAAGCAAAGAAAUUUCGUACUUACCCUUGGCGCUGGAUUAUGACCUGCUGCCCCUAGACAACAUUGCGUAUUGCCAACAUAAUAAUACUGACUUUUUGUCAGUGGAGUUGACAGCAACCAAUCAGACGAAAGUUUUCGUUUUUGGCUUUGUGGGACAGGUGAACUGCGCCACUUCUGGUCAGAGGGGUCAUCUGUUUUUGUUAGUGCUAUAUUUAUUGACGAUGUUGUGGGGGGAAUUUUAA